CUUCGGAAAUCUUUUGUGUAGCGUUGAGUAACAGUAACAACAACAUUAGAAUAUUAUGAAAAGAGCGUAGUGCCACUGCUCUCAGUGAACCGACUCCAUCAAAUCCUUUGCUUUGCCAUCACGCUUCGUCUGCGUCCAUCAUGGCCACUGCGAAGCUUCAAAAGUUCGCGCAUAAGCCACGCGUCUUCAUCCUGUCAGACAUCUCCAAUGAACCCGACGAUGCCGAGUCGCUGUGUCGCUAUCUUUUGUAUGCCAACCAGUUUGAGACGGAAGGUCUGGUGGCGUGUACGAGCACGUGGAUGAGGAACAAAGUCUGUCCACAGGAUAUGGAGAAGAUCAUUGAUGCGUAUGCCAAUGCGGUAGGCAAUUUGAACCAGCAUGCACAUCCAGAAUGGCAGUAUCCUAGCGCGCAGAGAAUGCGCAGUCUCAUAAGAAAGGGCGCUGAGACCUAUGGAAUGUCCGCGGUCGGCAUCGAUCUUCCCCUCUCGGCCGGUGGUCAGCUCCUUUACGAACGCAUACUCGCACCGUCGACUGAGCCCCUUUGGGUACUUUGUUGGGGCGGAACAAACACCCUUGCUCAAACGCUGCUGAAGAUCGAUGAUAAAUAUCCCCCUGAGGAUUCGAAGCGUCUGCUCUCACGCCUUCGAGUCUAUGCCAUAUCCGACCAAGAUGACACAGGUGCUUGGAUACGCACAAAUUUCCCAGACGUCUUCUAUAUCGCGUCCGUGCAUGGUUGGAAUCAAUACGGCUUAGCAGCGUGGACUGGUAUUUCUGGCGACAAGUACUAUGGAUUUGAUGAGGGAGGCCCUGAUUUUACGAAGAUGGAGAAGAGUUGGAUCAAAGACAACAUCCAGAUUGGUCCACUAGGCAGCGCAUAUCCAGACUACCUCUUCAUCCCUGAGGGUGAUACGCCCACCUUUCUGUAUCUCAUUCAGAAUGGUCUGGGCGUACCCGAGUGUCCCGACUACGGCUCCUGGGGUGGCCGCUAUGCGAAGACUGACAUAAGCACCGAAGGUGUGAAUAGCAACCACUUCAGUGACGCUGUUGACCGCGUCAAAGUCAGAGAUCGUACAUUCACUUCAAACCAUGCAACUAUCUGGCGCUGGCGCGAUGCUUUCCAAAAUGAUUUUGCCGCACGCAUCAAGUGGAGCAUGGAGCCAGACUUCACCAAGGCGAAUCACCACCCAGUCGUAAUCGUCAACGGCGCCAAGGACCUCACGCCCGUACGCAUCGAUGCAGAGGCCGGCUCGACUGUCGUUCUCGACGCGGCCGGCACUUAUGAUCCCGACGGGGGCGCGCUGACUUUCAAGUGGUGGCAUUAUCGCGAGCCCACCGCAACACAGUGGUGGGUCGACGCCGAGGUCAUGGAACUUGCCAUCAAGCCUAUCGACACUGAGGCUCGAAAGGUAGAAGUCACCAUUCCGCCGCCCGAGAAGUGUGCCGUCGAUUUGAUGAGUCGCAAGCCGCAGGAAAGGGGCCAGUUGUUGCAUUUGGUACUAGAGGUUACGAAUGACGGGCUACCGAGCUUGACGAGUUAUCGACGGGUGUUGAUACAGGUGACCAAUAAGGAGCUGAGGGGUGGCAGUGAAGGGGCAGACGCAAUUGGGGAUCUGAUAAAGAACCUGUGAAGGAACAUUUCUCGGAUGACCAGCUGGGAUCCAAUGUAAUGGCAACUAGUUAAUUCAAGUCUUCAGCUAGUAUUCAGCAACUAGAGCAAUAUACUGGUCAUGC
Messenger RNA from Parastagonospora nodorum SN15, 1731 nucleotides. RefSeq lists its product as hypothetical. Lineage: Eukaryota; Fungi; Ascomycota; Dothideomycetes; Pleosporales; Phaeosphaeriaceae. The record is from RefSeq and is a predicted model, not a curated record. Gene Ontology annotation, molecular function: hydrolase activity, hydrolyzing N-glycosyl compounds. Bases 141 to 1628 code for a protein of 495 amino acids. The transcript has 2 exons.